AUGCCUUCUUUGUCCAAAUUCGCGCGGCAGUCCGUGCUCGGUCUGUCCAUGCUGGCAGCCUUGGUCCAAGCCAAACCUACCUUUGACUACGGAGCCAACAAGGUCCGCGGUGUCAAUCUUGGAGGUUGGCUUGUGCUAGAGCCUUGGAUCACUCCCUCGAUCUUCGAUGCAGCGGGUGACGCAGCUGUUGACGAGUGGUCGUUGUGUCAGACCUUAGGUCAGGACAAGUGCAAGAGCGUCCUAUCAGACCACUGGCAGAAAUUCAUUACUGCCGACGACCUCAAUCAGAUCGCCAGCGCUGGAAUGAACCAUGUCAGAAUCCCGGUGGGAUACUGGGCCAUCGAGCACCUCGCAGGUGACCAAUACGUGAAUGGCCAGCUGGAAUAUCUAGACAAGGCCAUCGGCUGGGCUCGUUCGGCUGGGUUGAAAGUCAUCCUUGACUUGCACGGCGCUCCCGGCUCCCAGAACGGCUUUGAUAACAGCGGAAAGCGAGGUGCGAUUAACUGGCAAAAGGGUAACACCGUUGACGACACCAAGUCUGCCCUGAAGGCCCUUGCCGCUCGCUACGGCGGAGAUAGAGACGUCGUGACUGCCAUCGAGGCUUUGAACGAGCCCAGCGUUCCAGGAGGCGUCAAUCAGGACGGUCUCAAGCAGUACUACUACGACGCAUGGGGUGUCAUCCGCGAAGCUAGCCAAGAUACCACACUUGUCAUGCACGAUGGAUUCAUGCCCACCGAAUCAUGGAAUGGGUUCAUGGGCGCGAGCUCCGGUGUCUUCUAUGUCAUGAUGGACACUCACCACUACGAGGUUUUCGACAGUGGUGUGCUUACCAAUGAUGUCAACACUCACGUCAAGAAUGUCUGCGGAUUCUCCAGCCAACACAUCCAAACCUGUGAUAAGUGGACCAUCGUCGGAGAAUGGACCGGUGCCAUGACCGACUGCGCCAAGUACCUCAACGGAAAGGGCAUCGGUGCCCGCUAUGACGGUACUUUCCCUGGCUCCUCAAACAUCGGUAGCUGCGCCGGCAAGUCUACUGGAUCCGUGGCUGCACUGUCUCAAAACGACCGCACAAACCUGCGCCGCUUCAUCGAGGCUCAGCUCGACGCUUACGAGAAGGGCACUGGCUGGGUCUACUGGACCUGGAAGACAGAGGGUGCUCCCGAGUGGGACAUGCAGGAGCAAAUCGCCGGCGGCGUUUUCCCUAGCCCUGUCACCGACCGUAAAUACCCUGGUCAAUGCUAA
Messenger RNA from Penicillium salamii, 1242 nucleotides. NCBI's taxonomy places the organism in Eukaryota, Fungi, Ascomycota, Eurotiomycetes, Eurotiales, Aspergillaceae. The record is from the annotation of a GenBank genome assembly.